Messenger RNA from Capronia epimyces CBS 606.96, 1380 nucleotides. RefSeq lists its product as uncharacterized. Gene Ontology annotation, biological process: polysaccharide biosynthetic process. The coding region runs from base 1 to 1380 and encodes 459 amino acids. The record is from RefSeq and is a predicted model, not a curated record. Lineage: Eukaryota; Fungi; Ascomycota; Eurotiomycetes; Chaetothyriales; Herpotrichiellaceae. Gene Ontology annotation, cellular component: membrane. Gene Ontology annotation, molecular function: acyltransferase activity, transferring groups other than amino-acyl groups. The transcript has a single exon.
AUGGUGGAACAAGCCCAUCCUCUCCUGCACGGCUAUCAAAUCCAGGAAGAGACCGAACGAAGUCACGCAUACGCCACAACCCUGGGGCCGUAUAUGAGAGCUUUACUCCCUCGCUACCUGCAACCCGGCGGGCUCGAGUACGGAGGCAGGCCACACCCGACGACGUACCUGGAUUCACUGCGUGGGUAUGCCGCCUGGAUUGUCUUCAACUACCACCGAUUCCAGCUCAGCCAAUGGGGGAUAUUCAAGCUCCCAUUCAUCUGCACCAUCCACCGUGGGAAAGGCAUGGUCGAUGUGUUCUUCGUCAUCUCCGGCUUCGUGCUCAGCCAGGGCAUGCUCAAACAAAUCCGGGCACGGCAGAAGGCGACACUGAUGGACAGCCUUGCCUCGUCCAUCUUUCGAAGAUACCUGCGCCUCUACAUCCCCAGUGCGGUCGCCAGUUUCCUGUCCAUGUGCACCGUGUCCUGGAUGGGGGCGAAGCAAACGGCCCCUCGUCUCAAGAGCUUCUUCGCCCAGUUCUGUGACUGGUGCGCUGACUUUGCACGCUUCAGCAACCCCUUUGCCGAUCUGACGGGCUGGUGGUCGCGUGGGGGUGUCUUGACCAGCGCAUACCUCGACCCCUUGUGGACCAUUCCUGUCGAGUUUCGAGGUUCCAUGGUCGUCUUCGUCGUCUGUGCCGGCACGGCCAAGCUGCGCAGCAGGGACAGACUCAUCGUCUGUGGCGGCAUCGUGCUGCUGUCCAUGGCGUGGCAGGCGACCUAUGUGGCCCUGUUCCUGAGCGGCAUGUUCUUGGCCGAAGUCUCGCUGAUCAGAUAUCCUGAGCGCUAUCAGUCCACGAGAGGUAUGCUGCCACCGAACGAUAUGGCCGAGGACCUCUCACAAAAGCCCGCCGCCUUCAGAGGCCCCUACGUGGGCUACUACAUCUGCCUCUUCCUCUUUUCCAUCUUUUUGCUGGACAUGCCCGCCGAUCCGAAGAAAGCCUUCUUCCCCUGGCCGUACCUUUCGGCCAUGGUUCCCUCCUACUGGGACAAAGGGGCCCAGGAACAUUUUUGGUUCGUCAUCGCGUCGCCUCUUCUCAUCUGGAGCGUGGACUCGUGUCACCUCCUCCAAAAACCGUUCCUCUGGAAUUUCUCCCGAUACCUGGGAGAUCUCUCGUUCGGGAUCUAUGUGAUGCAUUACAUCGUCAUCAGGACUCUUUGGGACAAGGCCCUAUAUCCUUUUGUGAAGAUUCAUCUUAACAACUCGCCCUGGGCUUUUGUCCCAAUCACCAUCUUAAAUUGGCUGGCGGUCUUUUGGGUUGCCGACUAUUUCCACAGGCUGGACAGACGAAUAGUUCGGUUUGGACGAUUGUUGCAAGAAAGGUAUUUCGAGUCCUGGUAG